AUGGUUUUCCACUCUAAAUCCUCAGGGUCCAAGUCCUCCCCUCUGUGGAUCCCUAGGAAUGAGUGGAACCCGACAGAUAUAUACAGAGCCCAGGCUCAGGGGGCUCCACACCUGCACUUCUCUCUCACCACCUCAUCUGCCUGCUCCACCCUCAACCCACCAGAACCAUGGGCUGCUGUGGCUGCUCCGGAGGCUGUGGCUCCGGCUGUGGGGGUUGUGGCUCCAGCUGCUGUGUGCCCGUCUGCUGCUACAAGCCUGUGUGCUGCUGUGUGCCAGCCUGUUCCUGCUCCAGCUGUGGCUCCUGUGGGGGCUCCAAGGGAGGCUGUGGCUCCUGUGGGGGCUCCAAGGGAGGCUGUGGCUGUGGCUCCUGUGGUGGCUCUAAGGGGGGCUGUGGUUCUUGUGGCUGUUCCCAGUGCAGUUGCUGUAAGCCCUGCUGCUGCCAGUCCAGCUGCUGCAAGCCCUGCUGCUCCUCAGGCUGUGGGUCAAUCUGCUGCCAGUCCAGCUGCUGCAAGCCCUGCUGCUCCUCAGGCUGUGGGUCAUCCUGCUGCCAGUCCAGCUGCUGCAAGCCCUGCUGCUCCUCAGGCUGUGGGUCAUCCUGCUGCCAGUGCAGCUGCUGUAAGCCCUGCUGCUCCCAGUCCAGCUGCUGCAAGCCCUGCUGCUCCUCAGGCUGUGGGUCAUCCUGCUGCCAGUCCAGCUGCUCCAAGCCCUGCUGCUCCUCAGGCUGUGGGUCAUCCUGCUGCCAGUCCAGCUGCUGCAAGCCCUGCUGCUCCCAGUCCAGCUGUUGUGUCCCCGUGUGCUGCCAGUGCAAGAUCUGAGGCUCUAGUGGGAAACCUCAGGUAGCUCCUGAAGAUCUGUGCUUCCCAACAAGUGACUACCCCUGAAGCACAUCCUGUUCUGGAGCAGAGCAAUGAGUCCCCUGGCUCAGGGCUUCUUUUUCCAGCCCUUGAGAAAGUGGAAUGAACCACUCCCCGCCCAUUCUCUAUAAGGGUAUCACAAGCCCCGGGACUUUUGCCUCUCCUUCCCACAUGCCCCCACAUGUCUGAGCCAGACUGCACUGGGGGCAGCUCUCAUGCCAGGAGGUGCCUGGAAUUCCCCUUCUUGACAAUUCCAGUGGGAGACAGCAAGCCUUUCUUUCCUGUGCCUGCCAGGAGCUCCAUGGCAUUUGCAGAUGGAUGUCUUGCAACCCAAAUGAUCACAUGUAUCUGUAGAAAUCCAAAAUGCACCUGGGUGCAGCGCUAAAUAAA
Messenger RNA from Rhinopithecus roxellana (golden snub-nosed monkey), 1244 nucleotides. Its product is annotated as testis-specific gene A8 protein-like. The transcript is spliced from 2 exons. Bases 1 to 840 code for a protein of 279 amino acids. NCBI's taxonomy places the organism in Eukaryota, Metazoa, Chordata, Mammalia, Primates, Cercopithecidae. The record is from RefSeq and is a predicted model, not a curated record.